Molecule: messenger RNA, 1810 nt
Organism: Ilex paraguariensis (yerba mate)
Lineage: Eukaryota; Viridiplantae; Streptophyta; Magnoliopsida; Aquifoliales; Aquifoliaceae
Source: the annotation of a GenBank genome assembly
CUAGCCUGGAACCAAAAUGCUAAUCCUGUAAUGAUGAUCAAUAUAAAAAAAACAAGGCAUGCUGUUUGUUUACUUCCCCACUUGUAAGUCCAUGACUCUAUCUCUAUGCCCUCCACUGAGAACAGCAUAAAUCCAGGCCUUUCAUUGUUUCACUUAAAGUGCUGCUUUCCAAUCCGUUCUUCAUCUUCACACCUGAAGUUCAUGGAUUCACUGACAUGGAAAGCCAUGGUAAUGGCUGUGCUUUUGCUGCUCCUGUGUUCUUUUAUGGAGGGUGAGUCCUCAUUGUGUGAGUCUGAGAAGAUUAUUCAGCUUCCUGGACAACCACAAGUGUGGUUUCAACAGUUUUCAGGCUAUGUCACUGUGGAUGACCACAAACAAAGAGCUCUAUUUUACUACUUUGUUGAGGCAGAAAUUGAACCAGCGACAAAGCCCUUGGUCCUCUGGUUGAAUGGAGGUCCUGGCUGUUCCUCUCUGGGUGUUGGGGCAUUCUCUGAAAAUGGACCUUUCAGACCAAAUGGACAGGUCUUGGUCAGAAAUGAAUAUAGCUGGAACAAAGAGGCAAAUAUGUUGUAUUUAGAGACACCAAUGGGAGUUGGGUUCUCCUACUCAACUGAUACCUCCUCAUAUGAGACAGUUACUGAUGAGAUUACAGCCAGGGACAAUCUUGUGUUCUUGCAACGAUGGUUCCUUAAAUUCCCUCAAUAUAUGCAGAGGGAUCUGUUUAUAACAGGAGAAAGUUAUGCAGGUCACUAUGUUCCUCAGUUGGCUGAGCUCAUGAUUCAAUUCAACAAAAAGGAGAAGCUGUUCAAUUUGAGAGGAAUUGCUUUGGGUAAUCCAGUACUAGAAUUUGCUGCUGACUUCAAUUCAAGGGCUGAGUUCUUCUGGUCUCAUGGAUUAAUAUCUGAUUCAACAUAUACAAUAUUCACUUCUUCUUGCAACUAUUCUCGGUAUGUGAGCGAGUACUAUAGAGACUCGGUUUCACCUGUUUGUUCAAGGGUCAUGAGCCAAGUGAGUAGAGAAACAAGUAGAUUUGUGGACAAGUAUGAUGUUACCCUUGAUGUUUGUAUCUCAUCAGUGCUCUCCCAAUCCAUGGUUUUUACUCCCCAUCAACCUACUGAGAAAAUAGAUGUAUGCGUGGAAGACGAAACAGUGAGUUAUUUAAACCGACAAGAUGUGCAGCAGGCUCUCCAUGCCCGUCUAGUUGGAGUCCGCAGAUGGGAUGUUUGCAGCAACAUUCUGGAUUAUGAGCUGCUUAACAUAGAGAUACCUACUAUCUCUAUACUGGGAUCACUUAUCAAAGAAGGAAUCGCAGUCUUGGUUUAUAGUGGGGAUCAGGAUUCUGUUAUUCCGUUGAUUGGCAGCCGCACCCUGGUCCAUGACCUGGCAAGAAAACUGGGACUGAAUACAACUGUUCCAUAUAGAGUUUGGUUUGGGGGGCAGCAGGUUGGUGGAUGGACUCAAGUUUAUGGCAAUAUGCUCUCAUUCGCCACGAUUAGAGGUGCUUCUCAUGAAGCUCCUUUUUCACAGCCCGAGAGAUCCCUCGUGCUAUUCAAAUCAUUUAUACAGGGGAGGCCUCUACCAGAAAUGUUCUGAUUGUACAAAUCAGUGUCAUAGUACAUAGGGUGAGAUUGUGAGUAGUGUUUGAUGUGUCAAAGCAUUCCCGUGUCCUUAACAGAAAAGGGAAAAGAAACAAAGUGAAAGUGUUGAAUAUUCAAGUUUUUAUUUUUUCUUUCAGGAAUGGAAAAUGCAUCAUCUAUAUAUGUUUGAAUGAUAACAAAAUACCUCUUUUGCAUGUGGUAAUAAAGUUGUG